Molecule: messenger RNA, 3213 nt
Organism: Fusarium proliferatum ET1
Lineage: Eukaryota; Fungi; Ascomycota; Sordariomycetes; Hypocreales; Nectriaceae
Exons: 6
Coding region: 1-3213 (1070 amino acids)
Biological process (GO): transcription initiation at RNA polymerase II promoter
Cellular component (GO): transcription factor TFIID complex
Molecular function (GO): protein binding; RNA polymerase II general transcription initiation factor activity
Source: RefSeq, a predicted model, not a curated record
AUGGAGAGUCUCUGGGCUAAGGCUUUUGAGAUGAUCCAAGACGACGACGAUCAUUCUCAGCUUCUCGACAAGUUUGAAGCUUAUCUGCAAAAGGAAAAAGAUGUCUCAGCUGAACCUCAUGCGGCUUUGGCAUGGGCUUGUAUCCUGGGCGUUUUACCCAUUCUGGAAAGUAUAUUUCAACAGGACGAAGCUGCAGCAGACGGACUCGGUAAGAUUGUGUUUUUGCUUGUCCGGUACCAAGUUAUCCAGGACACAAUCCUAUCACGUCACUAUGGAGAUGGAAGGCAAACCGACAACAUCCAGCGAUUAACCGCCAAUAUCGAAAGCAAAUUGGUAAGCAUUUAUGCAAAGGUCUAUAUAUACCAAAUUCAAUUUGUGUUGCAAUACGGACGCAGUAAAUGGCGCCGAAAUCUGGGAGGUUUUUUCAAGCCCGAAGACUGGAAACAAAAGUGGAACGAAAUUGAUUCUGCCCGGCAGCUUGUCGACCAAAGCAUCCAGGACCGAGUCUCUGCUAAGACGCUAGACGCAUGGGAGGCAAUAAGAAAUAUCCAAGCAGAAUGUACGGAAACCUUGGAGGUGGUGCACGAUAUCAAGGCUACGAGCCAGGAGAUUCAAAACGAGCAAAUGUCUACCAAGGAGAGGGACUUACUGCUUUCAUUACCCAUUGCUUCAAAUGCUAUCUUUGAUUCGACUGAUGUUCUUGGAGCUGGAAACCCGUGUCUCGAAGGUACUCAAAGGGCCAUUCUUACCGAGAUACAUGAGUGGGCCGGGGAUCCCACAGCCGAAAUGAUAUUUUGGCUUCAUGGCCUCGCCGGAACUGGGAAGUCGACCGUUGCUUUGACUGUUGCAGAUGCCUUAAAACAAAGGAGGUCAUUUACAAAAGGUAUUGACGCACCUGUAAGACCAUUCCUUGGCACCAGCUUCUUUUUCAAGCAGGGCGAUGUUUCAAGAAAUAAUAUCCAGGCCUUCUUUCCUACUAUAGCUGCGUGUCUCGCAGAAGUGUUUCCAGAUUUCAAAACCCUAGUCGCUAAAGCGAUCGAAAAGAACUUAGCAAUCGGAACAAAAGCCCCGCAGCAGCAGCUUGAGACCCUGAUCGCUAAACAUUUCUCGGCCUUGGAUGAGCCUUCACUGGUACCGCUACGAUUGAUCGUUGUUGUGGACGCUCUCGACGAGUGCCUUAUUCAAAGCGAAGCCGUGAAUCUGGUUACCAUGUUAGUUGGGCAGCUGAAAGACCUCCACCGUGUUCAGCUUUGUUUUCUCAUUACCAGCAGAACUGAGAAACACAUUCUGAAUAGCUUUGAGCAGUUGCCUCAAAAUCUUCAUCGCUCGGUGCUUCUCGACAAGAUUAAAGGAUUUGAAGAGGGAGAUAACACCAAAGACGACAUUAUGUUGUAUCUUACCUACACUCUCGCGCAACUCGCAAACAACCACGGUGUGCCAAAAGGCUGUAUAGCUAAAAGCACGAUCAAGGACUUGAGAGAUAAGUCUGACGGUCUAUUCAUCUAUGCGGCAACUGCAUGUCGAUUUUUAGAUGCCGAGGACUUUGAUGAUGAAGAGGCCAGACAAGAGUGUCUCGAUCUGGUUUUAGAAAGCACUCCUGGCAGUGGUGAGCCUGGAGGCAGCGACUCAGACAUGGAUGAAUGGGAAUCCGAGUCUCCUCAGAACAAGAUUGAUGAGAUCUAUCGCAAGGUUUUGUCGUUUCCAGAUCGUGAGAAGAUGUCUCCAAGGACAAAGCAAAGGAUAUACAAUGAUUUAUGUAUGAUCCUUGGCUUUCUCGUGGUCUUAUUCAAACCUGCUGCUAUUCCGGCUUUGAAGAAAUUCCUUCCCUCCCUGGCCCAGAGCCUAGAUCGGCUGUUGAAGAAACUCCACGCCAUCGUCUCCGUCCCUUGGAACGAAUCGGCUCCUCUUGAAUUGGUUCAUCAAUCCUUCCGAGACUUUAUCUUAAGCAGGAGGCGAUCUAAGAAGCUCAACUUUCAAGUUCAGGAAAGCAAAAUGCACAAAGAAGCUUUCGUUCGUUGUCUUGACAUCAUGUCAUCAGAGCUUCACGAGGACAUCUGCGAAUUACGGUUGCCGGGAAUCCAGCAGUCAGAAAUACCACAAGACAGAGUAACAGAGAAGAUCCAGCAACAUUUACGAUACGCGUGUCGAUACUGGGUCGACCAUCUUUCAAAGUUGAGUGACGGGGAUCGACGCAGUGUUGGACUUGUGGAUGGUGGAAAUGUCCUCAAGUUUCUUGAAACUCAUUUCUUACAUUGGCUCGAGGCCAUGGUUCUUGUCGAAGAUACCGCUUCAGCUGUCCCUUUGCUCGAUAAACUACAGCUUCUAGUCCAACCCUCGAAAUGUCCAGAUUUGUCUUCUUCAAUCUCCUAUUUCAAGCACUUCAUACUACUAGGCAACAUAUAUGUUAUCGACGAAACGCCAUUACAGAUAUAUGUAUUUGCAACAACUUUCAGCCUGAGGGAUAGCAAAGCACGGUCACUAUUCGAAGCUCACACGCCUUGUUGGAUUUCACAGCUGCCAAAGGUGGAAGGACAAUGGACUUCAAAAAUUUCUGAUCUGAUUGGACAUUCUGAGAAAAUAAUAUGUGCAGCUUUCUCUCCGGCUUCUGAUCUAGUCCUCACAGUAUCACUUGAUCGAACAGCCAGGCUCUGGGACACGGUCACAGGAGCUCAGCGCUACAUAUUUGAAAAAGCAGAUCCCGGUGCAUAUACCUGUGGUGCCUUCUCAUCGGGUGGGAGGUCUAUUGGACUAGGGACACGUUCUGGAAGGGUUGAGGUAAAGAAGCUCCUUGAUGAAAGGACAGUUCAACUGGGAGUUCAUAAAAAGUGCGUCGAGAAUCUUAACUUCUCACCAAAAAGCAGCGAUAUCUUUGCUUCAACAUCCAAGGAGGGGGACCUCAGAAUAUGGAACGUUGAUAGCAGGUGUGCGGAGCAUAUCUUGCGCAUCUGCGACCCUUAUGGCACGAACGAACCUCCUUCUCCCGAAGAUCUUGACCCCAUGAAGCUUCUUUGUCAGUUUACGACCGAUGGCAGAUUUCUGAUAGUAGCGGGGACUUCUGUCAGUAUGACCAUGUGGAAUGUGGAGAGCGGAGAGUGCAUCAAGGUAUUCGGCGGUGCCGACACAACCUUCGUUAUGGAUCUGAAAAUUUCCCCAGAUGGAAAUAGUGCAAUAAUCCUCCAAACACCUUUGAUCCGGAGGGCUGGGACUGGAUAA